AUGGAGGGCUUCGACACCAUGGCCAUGCCGCCGUAUCUGGCCAGCCCGCUAUCCCUCGGUAACCUGCAGGGCACCGACUAUCUCAAUGCCAUGCCAGGCCUGGAUCUCCCCGAUCACCGCUCCAACUUUGAUUCCGAGACUUUUGUCAGCGAUGACCUCGGCUUUACACAGAAUGGCUUGCCAGCCUCGUUGAAGCGCUUCCCCUCGGGCUAUGAUGACCCAUUCACCGACAUGGUCGCCCCAUUCGACCCGGUGCCCCCAGAGCAGGCCCAGGACUCGUCGAUCGAUCACAACAAUAAGCUGCUGAGCUUCUCCCUUCCGGUCUACCACUUCACCUUGCUGGACUACUCCAUGCGCCGCACGUCGCUCUCGGUCUCGGCCCAGCUACAUGGCAUGUUCUUCCUGGCCGAGUCCCCUUACACCACCUCCCCAUCCGAGAACGCCCCGCCGCAACAAGGCGCCGAGUUGACUUGCUACCGCCGCAACCUCUUCCAGAUCACCGGUUCCGUCACGUUACCCCGCGGCAUGCGCUACAUCAUGACCGAUCAGGGCGACCGCAUCCCCAUUCUCGCUCAGGAACUGACCGUGUCUGCGACGGAGUCCGUGGAAGGAAAUCCCGUGAAGAUCAUCUCUGUACCAUGGAAGACUCCCUCCGCGGCGGCCGCCAACUCGGGCACCGCCCUUGACGACAGCACUACGGGCAGUGCAGCCAAGGUGGAGAAGGAGCCCCCGCCAAUCCCGCUGGAUAUCAUGGCCGGCCAGGACUUGGACACCGACUAUGCCACCUUCCCGAUCGCAUGGAAACGAUUGCAGUUCCGUGUUGCGACUGCUAACAACGGGCGCCGCAAGGAACUGCAACAGCAUUUCGUCGUCCGGCUCAAGGUGGUCGCGACCUUGUCCACAGGAGCCAAGAUCUCCAUUUCCGAGGUGCAGUCGGGUCCUGUCAUUCGCCGCGGCAUCUCGAAAGAACCAGGCCAACUCGGCGGCUGCGCUCAACCGCACCCCGACCAGCGAGUCGGUUCCCCGUCGCGCCAGCGUCACCCCGGCGAAAAACAAGGGCCCCUCCGGCACGGUCCAGAGCAGUUCCCCCGAGACCACCUCCGUCCCACCCCCACGAUGAUGCAACAACCACAUGCCCCCCCCGACUGGACUCCCAUCCCGCAAUCGACCAGCAAUGCCGUCAUGUCCCACGCCCACCAUCAGUCCCUCUUCCCUCACUCUAGCCCAGAGCAACUUUCCCAGGCCGCCGACUCGCAGCGCCGCAUCAGCAACACGGCGGCAGCAGCGGCGCCGAUUAAUCUGUCUCUGCUGGAUGACCAAGAUGGCAGCCAUGAUGCCGGCCUUCACAUGGACCAGAAGAUCAUGCCGCCCUAUCCGACCGAGAUGCCCCAGCAACGGUCCAUCAGCAUGGAUCAAUCCGCCCAACCUCCGGCCAAAAUGCGCAAGCUAUCCCACGGCGUCUCGCAGACCCCCUCCCGAAGUGUCACCUCGUCCUCCUUGCCGCUCCUCGAGACUGCCAAUCUGCCCCAGCAGUUCGUGUCCUCGCUGCCCUUCCCCAAUGAGAGCACCGACUUCCUCUACGAAUACUUCCCCCUCGGCCUGGAUGACUGGCAAGCACCGGUCGAUGCCGUCUACCGGCCCCAUGUCGUCCACCACACCAACAUACCCGAGAUGAAGUUCGUGGCUGGCUCCAGGGGCCGCAGCAAACGCUACUUCGCCGCCGAGGACGUCUUCUAA
Molecule: messenger RNA, 1737 nt
Organism: Penicillium canariense
Lineage: Eukaryota; Fungi; Ascomycota; Eurotiomycetes; Eurotiales; Aspergillaceae
Product: NDT80/PhoG-like DNA-binding family protein
Exons: 3
Coding region: 1-1737 (578 amino acids)
Biological process (GO): positive regulation of transcription by RNA polymerase II; meiotic cell cycle
Cellular component (GO): nuclear chromosome
Molecular function (GO): DNA binding; DNA-binding transcription factor activity
Source: RefSeq, a predicted model, not a curated record